This is a messenger RNA of Pseudozyma hubeiensis SY62, 879 nucleotides long. Its product is annotated as cytochrome c. The record is from RefSeq and is a predicted model, not a curated record. The transcript is spliced from 3 exons. Gene Ontology annotation, cellular component: mitochondrial intermembrane space. NCBI's taxonomy places the organism in Eukaryota, Fungi, Basidiomycota, Ustilaginomycetes, Ustilaginales, Ustilaginaceae. Gene Ontology annotation, molecular function: electron transfer activity; heme binding. Bases 1 to 879 code for a protein of 292 amino acids. Gene Ontology annotation, biological process: mitochondrial electron transport, ubiquinol to cytochrome c; mitochondrial electron transport, cytochrome c to oxygen.
AUGCGUCGGAUGGUGGACGCUCGACAUCGUCACUUGGUCCUUUGGAUUUGCGAGUCCUACUGCACUCCUAGAAAGGUGGUGCAUCAAAUCGCAUACCUCGGUGCGGAUUCUAGAAGCGGACAGACGGUCCUAUAUGCCAACUGGAGCACAGUCUCUAAACAAGGGCCUCAAAAUCUCGAUAUAAACGAGGACAUCGGCGAUCAAACACAGAAAAAUUCACCCGGCCGAGAGAAGAAUCGGAGAGCUUCGGAUCGAUGCAGCGCCGAUGAUGACGUCGAGCUUCGACGCGCCUCACGUGGCGCAAGAGUCCUGUACACUUCCCGUCAAGGUCUUCUGCCUCGAUGGAGCAACAAGGUGCCGUUGCAAAGCUGCCGACUAAGUGUCGUAAUAAGGGCCGGUGAGCUGGAGCCGUCUCUUGACAUGGUCGUACGACCUGCUGACGAGAGAUGCUUCGACGGGAUCGGAACGACCGCCACUCCCGGAGUGAGUUCGCCUUUCAGAGUGGGCUGUGUUGCCACGGCUUUGAAAACUCAUCAUUACAUGGGAAGUUCGCCAGAAGGUCUCCAGCCUUUCCCUCCAGCAACAAUCGGGGAUCUCGGGGCCGGCAAAUGUGGAAAAGCAGCGGUUGCAGACCGCUAUGUGGACGAACUCGGCGAGCAACCGUUUCGUUUCAAUCAGCUCAUCACUGGUAGCGUCGAGGGUUUCUCGUACACCCAGGCCAACAUCAACAAGGGUGUCACCUGGGACGAGGAGACCCUCUUCGACUACCUCCUCGAUCCAAAAAAAUACAUUCCCGGCACCAAGAUGGCUUUUGCCGGUCUGAAGAAGGAGAAGGACCGCAACGACCUGAUCACGCACCUCAAGGAGGCCACCAAGUGA